AUGGAUUCAUUGUCGCGGGAUCUCGAAAAGGCUGAAUUGGAGGCAUACCGUGCACCAAGCCGCAGUCAGAGUCUCAAUCAUGGCGGCCGUGCCUCUCGGUCUGACUCCCUCUCAUCCUCAGUCACGUCUUCCAGCUCGUCAACACAAGCGCAAGAGGGCGACUACUACUUGUCGCAGAUUCAGACUGCCCAGACGCUACGAGGUGCUGGUCUAGAACGACAUCCAACAGCACUCAGUCGCAUUGCGACUCAGAGAAGCCAGCAUAGCGCCACUGUGGGUGCUCUUAAGCCACUCGUGUCAAAGAAGCCUCUGGCAGAAUUUGGCGCAGGAAAGCCCUAUCCGCCGCCGCUUCCAGAGAGAGAGGAAUAUGUCGUGGAGUUUGCUGGUCCGGAUGAUCCUCUGCAUCCUCAGAACUGGUCUAUCAAGAAGAAGAUUGCGGUUUCCGCCAUGCUGGCAUACACGACUUUCAACGCCACUUUCACAAGCAGCAUCUACUCUACCGCCAAUUCGGUUGUGUCAUCGAAGUUUCAUGUCUCGACCGAAGUGGGUACCCUGGGCCUCUCGCUGUAUGUCUUGGGGUUUGCGUGUGGUCCAACGUUUUUCUCGCCGCUGUCUGAGCUACAAGGCCGGCGCCUACCCAUCCUGAUCGGCAUGUUCGGCUUUACCGUCUUUCAGUUUGCAGUGGCUACCGCGGAAAACCUUCAAACGGUAAUAAUAUGUCGCUUUUUCGGUGGCUUCUUCGGAUCAUGUCCCAUCGCUGUUGUUGCAGCGGUGUUCUCUGACAUCUAUGACAACCGCCAUCGAGGCCUGGCCAUCACAGUUUUUACCAUGGCAGUCUUUACUGGCCCGCUCUUUGCUCCUUUCAUCGGUGGCUUCAUCGUUGAGAGUUACCUAGGCUGGCGUUGGACGGAAUACCUCACUGGAAUCAUGGGCGCCUCGGCUUUUGUUCUAGAUUUGUUCUUUCUGGAGGAGACAUAUCCUCCAGUUGUGCUAAUUGGGAAAGCUGCUGAGCUACGUCGGCGAACGAGAAAUUGGGGCAUUCACGCGAAGCAAGAGGAGAUCGAGGUUGAAUUUGGAGAGCUGAUCCGCAAGAAUUUCAGUCGUCCACUACGGAUCUUGUUCACUGAACCGAUCGUGCUCCUGCUAAGCAUCUACAUGGCAUUCCUUUAUGGCUUGCUAUAUCUAUUCUUGACCGCAUAUCCAAUUGUCUUUCAGCGCAUCCACGGUUUCAACAAAGGCCCAUGGUAUAACAGACGACUGAGUGCGAAUAAGGACAUACCAAUCCCUGAGUGGCGUCUACCACCGGCCAUUAUAGGUGGAGUAGCCUUUUCCGGCGGUCUUUUCUGGUUCGGUUGGUCAGGAUACAGAUCUGAUAUACAUUGGAUCGUGCCAACUCUGUCAGGUCUCCUCACCGGAUUCGGACUUUUCUGCAUUUUUCUGCAAUGUCUCAACUAUAUUGUCGAUGCCUAUCUCGUCUUGUACGAUUCCCACUUUUUUCAACCUAUAUGGUACGUUCGACCUUCCUUGCUACUUCCGCUUUCUGGCGCCUCGUUUCGUUCCCUGACAUGCGCACAGUUUAAUGCUCUAGGCGUCAACUGGACUGGGACUCUUCUUGGAUGCGUCGCUGCCAUCCUGAUGCCCAUUCCGCUCCUCUUCUACUUGUACGGACCCAAGAUCCGUGAGGAGAGCAAGUUCGCAAUGGAAUAUAUUGUAGCCGCUCAGGCCCACAACGAUGAGCAUGCAGAAUGA
Molecule: messenger RNA, 1749 nt
Organism: Aspergillus novofumigatus IBT 16806
Lineage: Eukaryota; Fungi; Ascomycota; Eurotiomycetes; Eurotiales; Aspergillaceae
Product: MFS transporter
Exons: 4
Coding region: 1-1749 (582 amino acids)
Biological process (GO): transmembrane transport
Molecular function (GO): transmembrane transporter activity
Source: RefSeq, a predicted model, not a curated record